CAAUAAAAAUGCCGAUACGGAGCGCUCCGAGCCCAAACUGCGAUCCUGUGCGGUGCUGACCCUGCCGAACAAGCUGUCGACAUGGCCAGCAAGAAGGAAAAGUACUCGCUCGGUAACUCUCGCUCUCCCAUGAUGUUCAGGAAGAAGAAAGAGAAUGAGGAGAAGCUGAGUCGCUCGCUGGAUGACCUGAUCGCGUCCGUCGACCACGACGAUGGAGACGUGGGAGGUGCCGAGUGGCCGGAGCUUGCCAGCGUCAGGAAGAUGUCGCCUGUAGUGAUGUGCAUCUUACCUCCCUGCUCCGCCGACUUCGUUUGCUCUGCUCUACUCUCGCUUGGAGCCACGCCACUUCUUACUGAAGACGAGAAUGACGUGGUGAAGGACUUGCGGAACUGCAGAGCAGUCGUGGUAGACGUCAGUGCUCCUACCAAAGCUGAUUGUGGCUCUCAUGGAGUACUUCGACCCAACGGGAGACAUUCUCAUGGUCGUGGCUUCCACACAGGUUGGCUCCAACAACAGAAAGAGAGACCUCACCGUGGAGCUAAUAGACAAGUGUGGCCCGUCACUGGUUGUUGGGAGGAUGGCCGACAUCUAUACACUCGGUCAAAUCGUGGUUGAAAGAGCUGUGAGCAGUGGGAGUGACGAGGAAGAGGAGGAGGAGGAGGAGGAGAGAGACUCUCACCAUCCUCAGAUCAGUAUCGAACACUCUCCACCCACAGCCACAGCGAGGAAAGCCUCGGCCCCCGCGAUCCUCCACUCCCGCAUCAUGCAGAAGAUCCAGCACGGGGGCCCGGCGAGACGACACACCGACCUUAGCCCCUGCAUCAGUCCCCAGACCAGUCCGCGGCACUCUGCCAUGGGAAUGAGUCCCAGCACCAGUCCCCGCGCCAGUCCAUCUGGAGUGAGACGAGGCCUUCGGCAACAGGGAAGGAAGAUUGGCAGAACACCAACACUCCACCCUCGCAUCACUAUGAAAGGGCAGUUCCAGGAUUUUUCCCUUCUGGAAGUGAACGUGGACGACGCCAUACAGUACGGCCACAGGCUGGCAGCCCACUCCAGAGCCAGUGUGUUCUUCAUGGAGACCAGCCUCCUCACAGACGGAGAGACAGACAUAGAGAUACUCAACUCACAGUCGGGGACUAAGUACCUCCACUCCCUCCUCCCCUGCUCGGCAGCUGUCGCCGCUGCCUGCGUGUCUUCUGUCCUUCGUGAGACUGAUGACAGUGAGGAUGCCCUCCUCCACCAGUUCAGUCAUGCGCUGUCUCUCUGGUGUGUCGCCGUGGAAGAGGCCGGUAGCCAUGCCAACCAGCACGGGACCCUCCUCCCGGGGACCAUGCGGCAAUCUCUAAUUGAUGCCCUCCACUACCUGACAGAGUCUCAUGUCCGAUCUGCCGCCAAUCUAUCUCUCUAUUGCAUGCGAACUGGAAGACCAUCGCAGGGUACACCUCCCAUACUUGACUCCACUUGAUCCCAAGCUGUUUUGAUGUUAUUUUAUCCAAACAUUACGAGCUUUAUUUUAUCAGUUAAUCACGUAUGAUCUUGUUCUAGAACAUGUGAUAGUCACGUGUCCUCAGUCAGAUAAACUAUGAACUCAGAUCUGAGAUUGCGAUGUGGCCUUGAUCAUGUGAUGGUCAUGUGACCUUGCGGGGUGCAGAGCUAGAGAGCCACUGAAAGAAGUCGCACUGUGUGUUAGGGUCUGACUGACUCCCAGCCGGUCGGGAGCACACCCAGAACUGCCGUCCCUUCGUAGGCCCAGCCUUCCUCACCGUCCUCAAGAUGGUUGGCUCUGCGUGCUUCUUGCAGAGAGGAGGUUUAGGCGGUCCGGAGAACAGGGAGCUCCAUUCCGGCUUGAGCUGAGACGAAGAUAAAAACGAGGAAGGGGGUUGAGCGGCCAGUUCAUUUUCUGUUGUUGGCUCUACUCCUCUGUCAGACUCUGUUUUUUCAGAGGUCAAAGUAGAUUGGCCAGAGGUGGAAGGGUUAAAAAAGCUCUGGAGAGUUCUCGGCAUUUUUGCUCUGGAAGAAGUUGUUUCAGGUGCUUUUCUUUUAACCCCUUUCCCACUGCUGUUCUUUACAGUUGAGGCAGCAAUUUUAACCCCUAGCUGACUGAAUUUGGGCUCCAUGAAUGAAGAUAGAGUUGUUUGGCGUCCGAGGAUGAGGUGGAGGGAAAGAGAAGGCUCCUGAGGGGAGGGGAGGAGGGAGAGGGAGGAGAAUUCGGCCAUGACGGGGCAGUGGUCUGAACCAGUGUGCUGGGCCCACACCUCAGCAGACCAGAGGUGAGGUGUCAGAGAAAGACUGCAGAGAAUGUAGUCGAUCCUUGUGCC
Messenger RNA from Geodia barretti, 2318 nucleotides. The record is from the annotation of a GenBank genome assembly. NCBI's taxonomy places the organism in Eukaryota, Metazoa, Porifera, Demospongiae, Tetractinellida, Geodiidae.